This is a messenger RNA of Fraxinus pennsylvanica, 897 nucleotides long. The record is from the annotation of a GenBank genome assembly. NCBI's taxonomy places the organism in Eukaryota, Viridiplantae, Streptophyta, Magnoliopsida, Lamiales, Oleaceae.
AUGAUUUCAAUCUCAAUUGUGGUUGGCGUGGCUGCUUAUGGAGAGGCCAAAUUUGACACAUGGGGAGUGAUUCUUCAAUUGGGUGCUUUGGCUUUUGAGGCUACAAGGCUUGUUAUGAUCCAGAUCUUGCUAACUUCUAAGGGAAGGAGAGUGAUCGCACAUUUUGGGGAUGGAGAGAGUGGGGUUGGGGAAGGAGAUAGGCAUGGUGCCGGGGACGGUGGCGGCCGGCUUUGGGGCGGUGGUGCUGACGCAAAAAUCACGACAUACCAAGAAAACUCGGGGAAGUACAGAUGUAGCUACAGCAGGGGAAGUACAAAUGAAUGGACAACUCGUGGAGUUGCUGAUACUGCGGCUGAGAGGGGACAACAGAGCAAAGAUUACACAAUGCAAAAGGCAAAAGAUACAAAGGACUCUGCAAUGGGCAAAACGGGUGACUAUGCCAUAGACAUGACUAAAGAGAUGAAGGAUUCUGCUGCUGAGAAGGUAAGGCAAGCCAAAGAUGCCACUAUGGAGAAAAUGGGUGAGUACAAGGAUUAUGCUGCAGAGAAAGCCAAGGAGAUGAAGGAUACCGUGGAGGAAAAAGCAAGCGAAUAUAUAGGCGCUUCUGUAGAGUGUCAUAAUCCCUUAGGGAUUUCUUUAUUGGUUGGAAAGAGGAAGCUGAACGAAGAGCACUUGAGAGUGGCUAAAUGGCUGAGGGGAAUUGCAGCAAGGGGUACCAUCUAUGGUGCAAUGGGAAGCUUAAAAGAUGCCACCGAGGACAACAUAUCCAUCAAAUAUCGUCCAGCAGGCACGUGCAGUACACGAGGUGGACCAAAACGGGGAGAGAAGAUGGUCGAUGAUGCUGCAGGUACUCCAUCAGGACCAGCAGCUUCACCGACUAUGAAAACUUCUGACUAG